Messenger RNA from Galleria mellonella (greater wax moth), 717 nucleotides. RefSeq names its product PR domain zinc finger protein 1-like. The coding region runs from base 1 to 717 and encodes 238 amino acids. NCBI's taxonomy places the organism in Eukaryota, Metazoa, Arthropoda, Insecta, Lepidoptera, Pyralidae. Gene Ontology annotation, biological process: regulation of transcription by RNA polymerase II. The transcript is spliced from 6 exons. Gene Ontology annotation, molecular function: RNA polymerase II cis-regulatory region sequence-specific DNA binding; DNA-binding transcription factor activity. The record is from RefSeq and is a predicted model, not a curated record.
AUGGAGAGACAUAUUUUAUUCCUUACUUCAGUGGAAGAACCUGUACAGUCUGAAAACAGUAUACCGGCACAAGAUCCACUGAAUGGUAUUGGAAUACAGGGGAAUAACUGUUAUAGAUUAAACAACAGUAUCAUAUUUGCUGAACCAUUAAAUUACAGCAAGCAAAUAAAAGAAGAGAAUACAGAUGGCCAAAUGACGACAUUCAUAGAUAAUGUGAUAGUACAGAAAACACCUGGUAAAAGAAAUAAAUAUCACAUGUAUAUUGAAGAUUUAUCAAAUCCCACAUGUCCACAGCAAAAUUGCAAUAAAACGUUCUCGAACAUGACGCUGCUCAAAGCACACAUACGCAAAAUCCACUGUGCUGAUAGAAACCGUUACAUAUGUGACCAGUGUGGCAGUGGGUUCCCAGCAGUGUACCUGCUGAGAAGGCAUACAGCUGUCCAUGCGGGAGAAAGAGUGCAAUGUCCCGUUUGUAAGAAGUCACUCAGUGCUAGGACUAACCUGUCGACCCACCUUCGGUCGCACGCGGACACACGCACGCACGAGUGCGGCGUGUGCCACAAGCGUUUUGUACGCAAGUGUACACUGAACGCCCACGUCAAGUUCGUGCACAGAGUUGGCGAACUUAAUUGUGACAAAUGUGACGAUACAUUCACGUCCCGCAUCGAACUGCGCCGGCACGUCUUGACACAUAACGCGUCACCGGAGGCUUCGUAA